UUAAAAUCGUUCUAGUUGUUGGCAUUAAAUCACAAGUUUAUUCGGGCCGGGGCGCUGUUGUUUCUGAUACCCUCACGUUGGCACACGUGUCAUCAUAGCCAAUUUUUCCGCGGUGAGCUCUUUUCGGUGUUAUUUUAUCAAUUUCCCCUCAGAGCUUCGUUGCUGCAGAACUCGUUGUGUUUUAGUUGUAGCAGGCUCUAGAAGUAGAACUAGGCUACGUCUACUGAAUGCAACGUGUUUCCCGUCAAACUUAACAUGGAGGGCGAGACGGCGUUUCCAAAGCUGGUAAUCAAGGAAGAGGAAUGUGGCUGUGCAGUUUCCUCGGAUUGCAAUGUUAUAAUGGACUUAAGUUUGCCAGCAUCAACAAUUGCUACAUCGAGAGAGUCGUUUCAGAUAAUAGAGGUACAAGUACUGAAAGAAGAGAUUCCAGAGUCGUCAAUCCAGUCAGAUUUGUACUUCAGAGAGGCAACACCCGAGGCUAACGCCAAGACAGAUUUGGGAGACGGCAGUAGUCCACGAAGGGGAGCUGUGCCCAGUGCAGAGCAGACCAAUUCCUCCUCAUCUGAAUACAUUGAAGCUGAACUGGAGCAGGAACAGGAUGGAGACUCUGGCGUGGCUCCAGUCCUGAGCUCCUCUGAGACGAGCCAUUCCCCUCCAGGUCUCGAGUCUCCGGUCCAGGAGGGAAGCAGAUCAGUGGGUCUGGUCGACUGCUGCACUAGCAAGCCAGGCCAAGAAGUAACGAAUGACAAGGAGAACAAGUGUGGAGAAGACCCUCAUUUGGUUUGUGGUGAGAACUUAAAUGCAGAGACACGCCUGCAAGUACACCAGCCCGUUCACACAAAAGAGAAGACGUACCCCUGCCUACAGUGUCGGAGAGGUUUUAGACGGGCAGCAAAUCUCCGACGACACCAGCUUACUCACACAGGAGAGAACCCAUAUGGUUGUCGACAGUGUGGGAAGAGUUUUUCAGGGGCAGCCGAUCUCACGGUGCACCAGCGCGUUCACACUGGAGAGAAACGCUACGAAUGUGGACAGUGCGGGAAACGUUUCACACAGGCAGGGACUCUCAAAGAGCACCGCAACGUCCACACGGGAGUGAGGCCGUUCCACUGCCAGCCAUGCGGGAAGAGUUUCACCUGGGCAGGAAACCUCAGGACACACAGACGCCGCGUUCACACAGGGGAGAAACCCUACCGCGGUCAACCGGGCGGUGAGCAAGGUGUUCCACAAGCAACAGAUGUCGGAGAGAAUCGACACAUUCAAGCGGGACACAAGCCCUUCGACUGCCGACAGUCUAGGUCAGAUUUUGCACAGGAAAAGGGUCUGGAAAUACACAGGAGCGUCCAGGCGUCCAACCAAUGGCAACAGCGUGAGAAAAGUGUUUCUGGGGCCGGAAGGCUUAGACUUCACGAAUACGUUCCCGAAGGAGAGAAGGCCUACUGCGUGGAAGGGGUGGCACAGCUUGGCUUCUUUCCAAUAUCUUAACUCCCGCCCUCCCUAUAGUGACUGUGGCCUUGUGAUGCCACUGGCGGCAAAAGUGUUGUUCUCUGUCGGGCAAAAGCACAAUUCAAAGGUAAUGUUCUCAUUUGCAAUCGGGGUGUUGAGUGGGGGAAAGUCCCCCAAAAUUGCUGUGGGCAAGGAGAGGCUGAGGGCGGGGGAAACUCAUUUGUUUUCUCCACAACGGCGGGGCGUCAGCAAAUCACGAGGCCACAAGCACAGAUGGAGGACAUGAGUUAGGAUAAUGGAGAGAUCCCAUUGUGCAUGCUUUACAUGUUACCUAUUCGUCAUGAAAAGGACAACACUCCUGGCCACUAUUUCUGAAACUCCUGGCCACUAGUUGAAGUCUGUAGAGUUGAGCGUGUUUACACAGUAAGUUUAUGUAUUUUGUUCAGCAUGUGUUCAUAAUGAAACCUGACUGUCUAAUAAUAAUAAUAAUAAUGAUACAUAUUUUUUUAUUGUUAUUACGACCAUUGUUAUUAACUGUCAUUGCUAUUAUUGUUGUAAUUACUUUUCGCUGUGAACAGUCACUUCCAAUGAUAAAAUGCAAAAGUUAAAAAAAAUGCAUUUAAAUGCAACUAAAUUGUUCAAAUAUAUAUUAGUUUGUAGAGCUGAGCACAUGAUGUAAAGUUUUUGUAUUCAUAAUGACUUGUCACUGUUGGGGAAUGUCUCAAUGUACUCAUUGUAAUUAUUAUUUUUGUUUAUGACAUACACACACACUCCACUCCACUGAAGGAUAUUUUGGACUUUUAUGAGCACUCAUUAACCCUUGAUCCUCUGACAUUCACUGUGAUGGCAACUUGACAUUGCCACAUUUCAAUUUCAAUAUGUAAUAUGGUACCUGUACUGUACCAUUACCACAUUAAAUUACUGUUGUAUUAUCA
Engraulis encrasicolus (European anchovy) is the source of this 2381-nucleotide messenger RNA. RefSeq names its product zinc finger and SCAN domain-containing protein 2-like. The coding region runs from base 256 to 1485 and encodes 409 amino acids. The record is from RefSeq and is a predicted model, not a curated record. Gene Ontology annotation, biological process: regulation of transcription by RNA polymerase II. Gene Ontology annotation, molecular function: RNA polymerase II cis-regulatory region sequence-specific DNA binding; DNA-binding transcription factor activity, RNA polymerase II-specific. The transcript is spliced from 3 exons. NCBI's taxonomy places the organism in Eukaryota, Metazoa, Chordata, Actinopteri, Clupeiformes, Engraulidae.